This is a messenger RNA of Lineus longissimus, 2433 nucleotides long. Its product is annotated as progestin and adipoQ receptor family member 3-like. Lineage: Eukaryota; Metazoa; Nemertea; Pilidiophora; Heteronemertea; Lineidae. The record is from RefSeq and is a predicted model, not a curated record. Gene Ontology annotation, cellular component: membrane. The transcript is spliced from 7 exons. Bases 182 to 1246 code for a protein of 354 amino acids. Gene Ontology annotation, molecular function: signaling receptor activity.
GAUCAAAGCGAGAAGACACGAAGAAACAAACAAAAUAAUCAACACAUCAAAAUAUGUGAAAUUCUCAAAGAUUAUGAUAUUUAUUCAGCAAAGAAGGAGUUAAUGACUGCUGUUCUAAACUAGAAGUAGAAUGUGGUGUUUGUAAUCCUCCUUUGGGCACUUUGAUGGAACAGAUGUCAGUAUGACUUUGGAUCAUACAUGUACGGAAACAGGCACAGAUGGAAAUAAUAGUUUAGCUCCACUUGGAAGAUAUUCUGAAAUGGAAAACGGUGUUUCAACAUCCAGUGGAUUGAAAAAUCGUUCUUCCUCAUCUGGAGACUUUGCCCGUCAAGAUACAUAUCAUAUCUUAGAUGUCGAGAUCGAUAGAGGUUGUGGGAAUGGUGUGCUGUGUAGUGCAGAAUCUAAGAAGAUUGAAUUAUACAAGUAUAAUGACAUUCCAGGAUUUCUGAAGGGUAACCCCUACGUGACUCAGGGGUAUCGUGCUUUCUUGCCCUUCAGUGCUUGUGUCAAAAGCUUAUUCGUAUGGAAUAAUGAGACAAUCAACGUCUGGUCUCAUCUUCUCGGCUUUGUGCUCUUCUUCUUCAUAAUGAUAUAUGAUAAUAUCAUCUUCAUUCCUGGCAUACAUGGAACACUGGCCGAUCAUGUCAUUAUCACUAUUGGGCUCAUGUGUUAUCAGUUCUGUAUGUUAUGUUCCGCUGGCUACCAUAUAUUUCUGUGCCAUUCCGAGAGGGCCAGUCGGAGAUGGUUGGCGAUGGACUUGGCUGGUAUAUGUAUUGGACUGAUAGGAUGUUAUCUACCUGCUGUGCACUAUGCAUUUUAUUGUCUCUCAAUCUGGCGCGAUAUUUAUCUCCUGACUGUCUUCCUCUUGUGUUUUGCGGUACUCACCAUACAGCUUAACCCGCGGUACUUUGCUUCCCAGUGGUGGACCCAAAGGGUGUUGCUCUUCUGUGCCCUGGUGGCAUAUGGUAUCAUUCCUACGGCUCACUGGGUCUACCUCAAUGGAGGAUGGUCUCACAAAUUAGUUCAGAUGUUUGCUCCAAAAGUUGCGAGGAUGUAUUCUAUGGGAGUUCUAGCUUUUGUUUUCUACCUCACCAAAUUUCCAGAAAGAUGUUUUCCUGGUAUAUUUGACUUCAUUGGAUCUAGUCAUCAGUGGUGGCAUUUAAUCGUUGUGGUGGCAUUCUGGUACUGGCACCAAGCUGGAGGGGAGAUACUGAGUUACCGCACAUCAACACCUUGUCAUGUAUGAAGGAUUUUAGUGUAUACGAGUUACCCUCAUGGCUGAGACAAACAUUUAACAAAGGUUUAUGUCCAUCAAAGUACUUAUCAUCAAAAUUGAUGCUUCUUUUCAAUAAUAACUUGUAUAAAGGUUAUGCAAUCUGUAUCAAAGCAUUGUAAUCUUUUUGGUUCCUUUUAAAGUUCAGAAAUGUUUUUAUUCGAUGUAGAAUGUUCACUCAUAUGAUAAAGUACUUACUGUAUAUAAUCUCUUCAAAGACACCACUUUGAAAUACAAUGUAUUGCAAGUUAAGUUCUCUUUGAAAGUUUUGAAAAUGACUUGUUGCAAUUUUUUUAUCAGCCAGUGUAAGUUUGGCUGAGUUAGGAAGGAUUCAGUACUAUUUGUGUUUUGGAGUUCUUAGUAUUGUAGUUGUGUUUACAUUCCAUGUGAUAUUUUGAAGGUAUUUCACUUGUUUGGUAAUGACAAUGUAUGCAAUCAUGAUAUGCAAUAAGAAAUUUGUUAUGCAUGUACUUACAUGUAUUAUAGUUGUAAUGAAAGAACUUUUAAAAGUAUGAUAGAAUGUACUUACAUAGAAAUGAUGUUAAGUAUUUAUUGAUAGCAAUUAUCAAAUGUACUUAGAUGAGAAUCAGCUUAAUAUUCUGAUUGGAUAGAUUAUCAGGAUAUUGCAUGUGGGUCAUGUUGAAAAAGCAUUCAAGAGGGGACUAGGUCUUUAGAUUGGGACUGAAAUUCCUUCUUGGGGCCAUGAUUGUGGCAUACAAUAAUGUCUCUAGAAUUUUACAGUAUUUUAAACUAUUUUGUCUCUAAGUCAUGGACAACCUGCCAAAACAGAAAUUGUAGGUGCUUGUGCCAAAGGUGGUCAAGUGCAAAUUUUCCGUGAAAUUUGAGUAACUUGGUGACUGUCUUACACAGUUACCCAUAUGGAAAACUAGCCUAUCAUUGAAGUCUUCAUAUCAUUUUAGUCAUCAGUUUUGAUCAUUGUGUUUUACUGUCUUCUAUUCUAGUCUGUUUUGAUUGUGUCUUUUGAAUCUGUCUCCUCUCUGUGUGUUUAUAGACUUAACUUUGAUGUCUUCCUGGUGUAUUACUGCCUUGAAUACAUAAGAUAAAAUAUAUGAUUUUUGCAGUUUGGGAAUUGAUUCUCCAGGCUGAAAAUAAAAUGGGCCUUAGCAUGAAAACCAAUGAUAUUGUUUCUCCUAAUAAAC